Cadophora gregata is the source of this 2478-nucleotide messenger RNA. RefSeq lists its product as uncharacterized. Bases 1 to 2478 code for a protein of 825 amino acids. Lineage: Eukaryota; Fungi; Ascomycota; Leotiomycetes; Helotiales; Ploettnerulaceae. The record is from RefSeq and is a predicted model, not a curated record. The transcript has 2 exons.
AUGAAUCUUGGAGAUUUAGACGUCCAGUUGGUGCAUCACAGCCGCCCUCAGGUGCAACGAGUACUUACAUCAGAACGACCCGUCACUCCUCUCGAUGUCCGGCUCGAAGCAGAUCGCUCGCCCUCCUUCACCUCGACAGUCUCCGAUCCCACGACGAUCGUAAGAUGGCUCACUCCUCCAUCUCGAGCAUACACACCACAGCCACAGAGAAGUGAGGAUACCCUUCGCAGCGAAGCUACAAUCAUACCAGACGACUACCGACAUUCGAUUGGGGCAAAUGAUCGAGCAUAUGCGUCCGAAACUCCCCUGGUUGUGCGAUUCGACGAGGAGCAGAUCAGGAGCAUCGAGGCUGAAGCUUCGAAGCGGGAAGGGAAGAUGGAUGCACUGUCAAUGGAUUCAAGUCCGCCAACACCAGUCGACGACACGCCAUAUAUCCGAUUCGCAAUUGAUCAGUUGACUCGAGACCAGGAUAUUCGGCCUCUACAGCGACAUUCGUCGCCUGCAAGUUCCGAAUCCUACCCUGUCGAGCGACUGGUAUCAGAUAAUGGGCUGGGAUAUAUGAGUGCAGAGCAGGAAAGAGAAGCGAUGAGACUUGUCAGGAAGCAUCGUUCAUCACCCGCCGAAGGACGUCUCUUUGCUUUCAACGCUACCAGGCCACUCUCUGUCCACUCCCAGCCCUCACAAUUGAACCUCGCUCCUAGACGACCAUCCGAUCCCGAAAUAUUCCUUCCAGUCGAAUUGGCAAACAAUACUUUCCGCCACCCCGACCUCACAUUCGUUCCCACGAUUUUACGACCCAUCUCAAUGAUCACGCUCUCAUGUUUAUGCCUCUUAAUGACAGCCGCGCUCAUGUUCUGCGCCAUUUUCUCGACGUACCAUGAUGGUCUUACCGAGUGGAUUGCUGGUAUAUAUGGAGGCCGAUAUUUCGUCUUCUCAUUCCUACCGCAAAUUGUGGCCGCCUGCGUGUUUCUGUACGUACAAUGUGUUAUGGGUGCUAUUACAAGAAUAAUGCCGUAUACGAUGAUGGCAAUGCAUGAUGCCGAGAGUCGCGCGAAUGCUCUAUUCCUCGGUGUUUUCCCUCGAACGAUGUUAUGGCCUAAAUGGGACGGGCCCAUCAGUCUCGACAUUGCGAACUCGUUCUUUUGGUUGUCAAUUUUUACGAUUCCAUUGCAAGGGUGUUUGUUCUCCGUCAUUAAUGUUGAUGGAGUCUGGAAGUGGACUGCUGUCCAGGGCGUCGCCUGGACGCUUGUAGCCAUUUAUCUCCUAAUGAUGCUCGCGGGAGCCAUCACAGCGUUGUUUUUCUUCAGGAGGAACACGGGUGUAAUGUGGGAUCCUCGGUCUUUAGCCGAUGUUAUUGCGUUGUUACCCAGGAGUAAUUGCUUGAGAGAUUAUCCUGGUACGGACAUUAUGAGAAACAAGGAGGAUAUCCGACACAAGUUGGCGCUUCGAAGCGACCGAUUGGGAUAUUGGAGGACGCCAAAUCGAGAGCGAGGAAUCUUCUACUGUAUUGGUGAAGAAGGAGCUUCAACCCGACAAUACACUUUGCAAGCCGGGAAGAUUCACGAGAAGCCCGAGACAGCAUGGGAUGUUGAGAAAGCGGAACUCUAUAGUACCGACACACGAUUCCGAUAUAUCCCUUGGUUCCUCAAAGAUACGUUCGUUAUCUUUUGGGCCGUUGCAGCAUUCAUCUUCCUCCUGGCGUUAUUCAUCCUCUCAUUUUUACCUUCCACCGCCAUCCGGAGGGGAUUUCCGCCUCUGGUGUCUGUAUUACCAGAUUCGGCUGGGUAUUCUCCAGCAAACUUCUUGUACAGUUUUAUACCCUCUGUUAUCGGCAUGCUGCUUUAUCUGUUUUUCCAGCCUCUCGACAUGGCACUCCGAGUCUUGCAACCUUGGGUCGAACUCGGACGACCAGCUGGCGCGACGGCGGAGAAUUCGCUUCUCCUCGACUAUCCGGCCUCGCUACCAGUCGCAUGCAGUCUCAAAGCAUUGAGUAACAGCCACUAUCGUGUAGCUUUAAUGUCCCUCCUUUCCACACUAUUCAUCUUGAUCCCUGUACUCGCCGGCGGAAUCUUCUUCCCACUCGUUAAUCCCGCCAUGGAGAUUCGCAUGAUCCCGAAUCUACCAUCCUUCUACAUCAUUCUCGCGCUCCUCAUCCUCUACCUGCUCGCCCUCCUCCUACUCAUCCCCAAUCGCUACCAAAUGCAGCUCCCGCACGGCGUCUCCUGUCUCGCGGAGAUCUUCAGCUUUGUGCAUGCCAGUCGGAUUCUUGAUGAUUCGGCUUUCCAUGAGCCGAAAUCCAAGAGCGAUCUUGUUACUAGGCUGAUGGGUGAGAAGACGAGGGGCCCGCUCAACAAAAGGGGUGAGAGAAAUAGGUUUGCGUUUGGGGUCUAUAUGGGGAGAGCUGGGGCAGAGUGUUUGGGCGUGGGGAGACUGGGGAGAAGAGGGGCGCAGGAGGUGGUUAUUUUGGGUGGGAGAUGA